Esox lucius (northern pike) is the source of this 3547-nucleotide messenger RNA. It is a transcript of the gene gga1, whose product is annotated as golgi-associated, gamma adaptin ear containing, ARF binding protein 1. Gene Ontology annotation, biological process: intracellular protein transport; vesicle-mediated transport. The transcript is spliced from 17 exons. Lineage: Eukaryota; Metazoa; Chordata; Actinopteri; Esociformes; Esocidae. The record is from RefSeq and is a predicted model, not a curated record. Bases 66 to 2006 code for a protein of 646 amino acids. Gene Ontology annotation, cellular component: trans-Golgi network. Gene Ontology annotation, molecular function: small GTPase binding; phosphatidylinositol binding; ubiquitin binding.
GAUGACGUUUUUGGGCUAGCAAAACAACGCGAUAGUUGCCAGUUUGGCAUUGGAAUCCCCGAAAGAUGGCAGCGCCACCAGAUGAGGAGCGCUUGGAGUCUCGCAUUAACAGAGCCACCAAUCCCCUGAACAAGGAGGCAGAUUGGGACAGCAUCCAGAGUUUAUGUGAGCAGCUCAACAAAGAACCUGAAGGUCCUCAGCUGGUUACCAGGCUUUUGGCUCACAAGAUCCAGUCACCUCAGGAAUGGGAGGCCAUGCAGGCACUAAUGGUUCUAGAGACCUGCAUGAAGAAAUGUGAGAAGAGGUUCCACAAUGAAGUGGGCAAGUUCCGCUUUCUCAACGAACUCAUCAAGGUGGUCUCACCCAAGUACCUGGGUACUCGGGCACCAGAGCCAGUGAAGAAGAAGGUUCUGGAGGUAAUGUUCAGCUGGACGGUGCAGCUUCCUGAUGAGCCCAAGAUAGCAGAUGCCUAUCAGAUGCUCAAGAAACAGGGCAUUGUGAAGCAGGACCCUGUACUUCCUGAUGACAGCCCCCUCCCACCCCCUCCGCCUAAAACUAAAAGUGCAAUAUUUGAGGAUGAAGAGAAGUCCAAGAUGCUAUCUCGGCUUCUGAACAGCACCCACCCCGAAGAUCUAAGAGCCGCAAACAAACUCAUUAAGGAAAUGGUGCAGGAGGACCAGAAGCGCAUGGAAAAGGUUUCCAAGCGAGUGAACGCCAUUCAGGAAGUGAAGGAGAGCGUGGGGUUGCUGACCCAGCUACUGGGCAACUACAGCAAGGAGACCAUCUCCUCAAGCAAUGAGGAACUCCUCAAGGACCUGUACCGGCGCUGUGAAAAGAUGAGGCCUACUUUGUUCCGAUUGGCUAGUGACACGGAGGACAAUGACGAGGCCUUAGCGGACAUCUUGCAAGCCAACGACAGCCUGACGCAGGUGAUCAACCUGUACAGACAGAUGGUGAAGGGAGAGGAGGUGAACGGAGACACACUACCAGGAAGUAGCACAACCCUCUUAGACCUGACCGGGUUGGACACCUCCCCCCCCAGAGUGCCGUCCUACCCAGAUAUACCCUCACUACAAGCCCAGUCACUUGACCUAGGCAUCAACUUGCUGGAUGACCAACUCAUGUCACUAGGACUGAACGACAUAACGCCCAGCUUCACCCCCACCACACAUUCGGGAGACUGGAACUCCUUUCAGUCUUCGGACACUGUGGAGUCUGUUGCUCCGGCGGCGCCUGCUUCUGCCGUCCUGCUACCUGCGGUGACCAUUAACCCCCAGGCUCCGUCAGGUGGCGCGCCGAUCACUCCGCCCAAAGCCCUGGACGAGUUAGACCUGCUGGGCAAAACCCUCCUGCAGCAGGCCCUGCCCCCGGGAAGUCAGCAUGUCAACUGGGACAAGCUGCAGCCUCAUUCCAGACCCACCCUGCGAGACCUCCAGACCAAGUCGGGCAGCGCCCCUCCUGGCAGCACCACCCCGAGCCCUGUCCUGGCCUUGCCUUCGGAGCAGCCCGGGUCUCUCCUGGACACCCCGCCUGGCCUCAAGCCCCCAGGGGCCCCCACUGAGAACGACGCCUCCCUGGCCAACGUAACCGUUCCUCUGGAUUCGAUAAAGCCCAGCAGCUGGUUGCCUGUGACUGUAUUCGACAAGCACAGUUUGCGGGUGCUGUUCCACUUCGCCCGUGACUCUCCGCCGUGUCGGCCCGAUGUGCUCGUAGUGAUCAUCUCCAUGUUGUCGUCCGCCCCCAUACCGGUCACCGACAUUCGCUUUCAGUCGGCGGUACCCAAGGUGAUGAGGGUGAAGCUGCAGCCUCCAUCGGGCACCGAGCUUCCAGCCUUCAACCCCAUCCUGCCCCCCGCAGCCAUCACACAGGUCCUGCUGCUGGCCAACCCUCACAAGGAGAAGGUCCGGUUGAAAUACAAACUCACGUUCAAGCUGGGCGAAGAAUCGCAUGACGAAUCCGGCGACGUAGAACAGUUCCCGCCUCCAGAAAACUGGGGGAGCCUUUAGCGGGACAGACCAGCUUCCUGUCACCUGAUCCUCUGCUUCCAAUAGGUGUAGGGCGAAGGUUUCCCCAACCCACUGGUCUAGGGACAGAUGGCCUGUUUACAUUGUAAUGGUUACAGAUUGAAUGUGGGUGGAAAAAGCUGAUCUUGGACCAGUUUCUUUUUUUUUGGGGUGGGGGGGGUGGGGUGGUUUCGCCCUUGUGCCUUCCCAUGGUCCAGCCAUCCAAUGUUGUCAUUCAUCAUAUUAUGUUGCGUGGGUUUUUCUUUAUUCCAUUCACUGUACUACAAUCCAUUAUUGUAUUUUAACGACCUUGCGUGAACUGUCCAAGACAAACUUUGAAUUGUUGUAUUGACUUCUGAAAGGAAAAAGUCAAAGCCUUUUUAAACGGAAUGUGUGUGACUGUGACUGUUGAUUUUCUUUGGUCUGUGGCUGAUUGCAUUAUGCUGCACAAAAUGCAACACUCAAAAUAGUUUAGUUUCAAGGUAUUGUAUUAUUGUCUUGAUUUUAUUAUUAUUUGUAUGGUGUAAGACUGUUGGGUUUGUGUGUUAGGAUGGCAAUAGGUGUCUAAAGCUGUGACAAAUGAAUAUCCUGUAAAAUCCUCCGUGAAGGAAAAUCUAAACUAUUUGGAGCUUUCAUUCUAUUGAAUUCCCAUGAUUGUCUUUGUUUGGAUUUUUUGUUUGAUCAACACCAUAACACACUACAUCUGAGUCCCUUCUCACUUUCCUUAGGUCUCCAUUCAACAGAUUUCAUUAAGCUCCCCCAGGCACAAUAACUUACAUGCACUUCUUAUGUCUUUGCUGGAUUUUGCACGAGUAUGAUUCUGCUGUUAUCGAGUUCACGUUGAUUCAACUUAUUUCAGUUGUCACUUCUGAUACACUAUUUAAAUCUGCCGUAUGUGCCUAAAGCUAACCGUUUUUUCAUUAUCUUUCUUGUCCCCCCCCCCCCCCCCUGUUUACGUAUGAAUUAGCAUUUUUAGGUUCUUUUCCAAAUGUUGUUUAAGGCGGGAUCCAGUCGUUGCUGAGAGAUGUGAAAUGAACGGCAUUCAGUGAUGUCGACUGUUCUGUCCCCGCGGCGGCAGUCUCCUCCACAGACCCGCUGUAGAUGUAGACUGCUGAUAAAGGCUUUGAGGGGUGACACCAGUUAAUCAGAUCUCUAUCGUAGGCAAGUCGAAUCAUGUGUGCAUGUUGCUAGGCUAGUCCAACAAUCCUUUGCACAUGCGAUCAGCCCACCGCGGAUUUGCCCGUGCGGCUGGAUCGAUCACCUUGUAGCUUCCCCCCGCAUUCCAACUUCCCCCUAUGUUCUAGCCUGGUCACGAAUCUGUUCGUGCUGACAUGACCACAGGAGUUGGCCAGGUACCAGAAACCAGUGACUCUGCUUCGUUCCCUGCCCUGACUGUAAAUAGCAAAAGAAUUGUUCUGCAAUUAUGUACAUUUGCCAAACGACAAUUACAAAGAAAAUAUUGAUUGGGAAGUGAAAAGUAAGUAGUGCAAAUAUGUAUUUAAGGGAAAUAAAAUUAUUCUUUUUCUUGGGGGUUUAAACUUGAA